CUGGAUAGUUGCUUAUAAGCGUUAUUCAGAUAAUGAUCAAUUGUUGCUUAUGGAUUCAAGAUGGCUGCGAUAUCACGAUUGAAACUUGAAGUUAUCUACGGGUCACAAAAGCAUAAAAUUGAACUCAGUCUACCUCCUAGUGAGGCUGGUGAUACGCUGACUGUCGAUCACCUACAGAAAAAAGUCCAGCAAUUGACGGAAGUGCCACCAGAAAAUCAGAAACUAAUAUUCAAAGGAAAGUCCUUAACUGGUUCAGAGAAUUCGUUGUCUGAGUUUGGUCUUAAGGAUGGAGUUAAGGUGAUGUUGAUUGGGAAAAAGCCUGUUCCCACAAAUGAUCCAGAGAUGACCGGCCUUCGGAAAGUGGAAACAAGUCUGAAAGAGGAGGAGAAAAGAUUAAGUGAUAUAACAUACAGAUUAGAUGGUAUACACAGGGGUUACCUGGAUGAAGAGAAGAAGCGAUACACCCUGAUUAAGUUGGACAAAGAUCUGGCUAGUGUUAUAGAGAGCUUCACUCGUUUGUUGGAGAAAUUGGACUGUUUCCUAUUUGAUGAGUUCAACAAAGAAGGGCGUGCUAAGAGAAAAACCAUUGUGGACAGAAUCCAGACACUUCUGGAUCGCUGUGAUGGCUUGGUGAAGGGUGUAAAAGACUUGAAAAUCAGCCAAGAAGAGAGUUGACAGAGUACAAAAUGUUGACGACUAGUACAGAACUAUUACAGUAACAAGAGGUAAAGAUGGAAUGUGUGGACACAAAGAUCUGGUUCAUAGAAAACUUAAACACACAAAGAUCUGGUUUGAAUAACAGAUUGUGAUGAAAUGUUUGGUACAAAUUCCAUCUUUAAACACAAGGGGCUGUGAUAAUUCAGUCAAUAAGAAUGCCAUAAAACUACCUCAGGUGAAGAUAUGAGGAGAGCAUUUAAUCUCUAACAAUUUGUGUUUCUCAGGAAUCAUGCAUCACCGGCCACCCUGUGGAGUUGUGGCUUUGUGUCCUUGGACAAGACACUUUACCCCAAUUAUUAUGGAUAGUUAGUAACAUGCCUUUGGUGUUGUUAGUGAGAUAGCCAUCAGCUACUCCAAUGAUACUCCCCAUGUGUUGUUCUGUGAGGUAGCCACCAGCUACUCCAAUGAUACUGCCUGUGUGUUGUUCAGUGAAGUAGCCACCAGUUACUACAAUGAUACUCCCUGUGUGUGUUGUUCAUUGAGGUAGCUACCACCUACUCUAAUGAUGCUGCCUGGGUGUUGUUAAGUGAGGUAGCCUCAAGCUACAUCAAUGUAGUCCCCAUCAUGCCAUGUAUUGUUCAUUGAGGUAGCGACCAGCUACUUCAAUAAGACUGUGCUGUUCAUCGAGGUAGCCAACAGCUACUCUAAUGAUACUCCCCAUGUGUUGUUCUGUGAGGUAGCCACCAGCUACUCCAAUGGGACUCCCUGUGUGUUGUUAGUGAGAUAGCCACCAGCUACUACAAUGAUACUCCCUGUGUGUGUUGUUCAUUGAGGUAGCUACCAGCUACUCUAAUGAUACUCCCCAUGUGUUGUUCAGUGAGGUAGCCUUCAGCUACUCCAAGGGGACUCCCUGUGUGUUGUUCAGUGAGGUAGCCACCAGCUACUCCAAUAGGACUCCCUGUGUGUUGUUCAGUGAGGUAGCCACCAGCUACUCCAAUGGGACUCCCUGUGUGCUGUUCAUUGAGGUAGCCACCAGCUACUCCAAUGGGACUCCCUGUGUGUUGUUCAGUGAGGUAGCCACCAGCUACUCCAAUGGGACUCCCUGUGUGCUGUUCAUUGAGGUAGCCACCAGCUACUCCAAUGGGACUCCCUGUGUGUUGCUCAUUGAGGUAGCCACCAGCUACUCCAAUGGGACUCCCUGUGUGUUGUUCAGUGAAGUAGCCACCAGCUACUUCAAUGAUACUCCCUGUGUGUGUUGUUUAUUGAGGUAGCUACCAGCUACUCUAAUGAUGCUGCCCAUGUGUUGUACAAUAAAGUUACAAGAACAUGAAGCCAAAACAAUAAUAUUUUCUUCGGACCUGUUUAUAUAGUGAUUCUUAUGACUUUUCAAAGAGUCAACUCACAAUAACAAUAAUUUCAUAUCAAACUUGACUCUGACUUUAACCUAAUUGCUCUGGAUGGCAUGUAGUUCUGGUCUCCCUUAUGUUGUUCAGUGAAGUAGCCACCAGCUACUACAAGGAACCUCACCAUUAAAUGACCCUGGCAUUUCACGGGGCGAUAAACCAAUCAAACGAACUGGUGUGAGCUUUGAUGUGAAUGUGUGAUUCAGUAAACAAAUAAAGAGCAUUAAGUUUCA
Molecule: messenger RNA, 2293 nt
Organism: Pecten maximus
Lineage: Eukaryota; Metazoa; Mollusca; Bivalvia; Pectinida; Pectinidae
Product: BAG family molecular chaperone regulator 1-like
Exons: 7
Coding region: 61-675 (204 amino acids)
Biological process (GO): protein stabilization
Cellular component (GO): nucleus; cytoplasm; membrane
Molecular function (GO): protein-folding chaperone binding; adenyl-nucleotide exchange factor activity
Source: RefSeq, a predicted model, not a curated record